AUGCAAGCUGUUCGAAAAUAUUCAGUGAACACACUAGUAAACUGGAAUGCCCCAAAAACUUGUCAUAUUUCAGUAGAUAUGUACACAAAUUACGAAGAACAAAUGAACGUCACUAGGCGGCAUCAGAACCAUUAUGAACAUGGCCCGUCUGACAGUCACCCGGAUGCAUUAAUCAGACGAAAUUCAACGCAGUCAUGCGUCAGCUUUGCUGAUACUGUACAAAUGGCUCAAGAUGAGGUCUUUGCUGGACCAAUGGGCGAAAGUGUUCCAACAAGCUUGUCAUCAUUCGCGCAUUUUAGAAGUCGCGCAGAUUCCACCACUAGCUUCACUUUUCACCAAGACGACGAUGAUAAUCAAGAGCCAUACGACAGUCCAACGGUUGAUGAAGACUCUGAAUCAGACUCUAGAGAAAUUCUUAUUGAUUUGGAAGCAGGUACGCUGCCGCCACCAGGACCAAGAUUCUCUGAUCCAUCGCAGCUCUCCGAAUACGACGAACUUUUAGGAAACAACCACAAAAGAACAAGCAUUAGCCAUGUUUAUCGUGACAACAGAUUUAGCCAAAAGCUACAUCUCCCUUCAGACGAUCUCACUAUAGUGAUAGCGGGUUUCGAUACUUCCACAGCUAGAUAUAUCUUAUAUCUCAUUAUUUGUCUUGUUUCGUGUGGACUCGGGUAUUUAAUUCUACGCUGGCUGCCACGAUGGAAGGUUCGCCUGAUAGGAAAGUCUUGUCAAUUACAAUGUUGCGAUUGGGUGGCUAUCGAGAAUCAAAGAGGAGAUUUUAUUACACAGCGAAUAGACUCCAAGAAAUAUGGUCAUCCAUUAUCCACAGUUUUUGGAAUAUCUAGGUUGAUGCACAGUUUCCAAGAUGAAGAAGAAGAUCCCAUAAUGGAAAAGUUACGCGUCCUAGAAUAUCGUUGCUUGAGGUUUUCAUUUCACCCCUUGAAAGAUGAGUUUAUCUUAAAUAAUAGCUGGAAAGAUCCAGCCUGGACCGACGUGAAAUCUAUCCGGGCCGGCAUUGCUGGUGACAAAAAGGAAACUCGUGAACUGGUAUUUGGGAAGAACUUAAUAGAUAUUAAAAAUAAGCCUCUAAUGCAACUAUUGAUCGACGAGGUAUUCCACCCAUUCUACAUUUUCCAAGUAGCCAGUUUGAUCUUAUGGUCACUCGAUCAAUACUUCUAUUAUGCGACUUGCAUCUUCCUAAUAUCGGUAAUUAGUAUCGUCACAGCAGUUUUUGAGACUCGGUCCCAGUCAAUGAAGAGACUUAGUGAAAUUACCAAAAUGGAGUGUGAUGUUCGCGUUUUACGAAAUUCAUUCUGGCGAUACGUGGAAGCUAGUGACCUUGUGCCUGGAGAUAUCUUUGAGGUUACAGAUCCUGCUCUAAGGCAAUUUCCUUGUGACAGUAUCUUGUUAUCUGGUGACUGUGUAGUAAAUGAAAGCAUGUUGACUGGGGAAUCAGUUCCGGUAUCGAAAAUACCAGCAAGAGAUGAAACCCUUCGAGAUCUCAACUUGAACGCUCCUUCAAUUUCACCAGAAGUCGCUAGACAUUUUCUGUAUGGUGGAACAAAGAUCGUACGGGCGAGACGCCCUCAGGAUCACCGAGAAGACGAGGCCGUAGCACUGGCUAUGACGGUUCGUAUCGGUUUUAACACAACCAAAGGUGCCCUCAUCCGCUCAAUUCUUUUUCCAAAACCAUCUGGGUUUAAAUUUUAUCGAGAUUCCUUUCGAUACAUCUCAGUUAUGGCUGGAAUUGCUCUCCUUGGCUUUAUUGUUUCUUUUAUAAAUUUUGUCCGUCUAAAAUUAGCUUGGCAUCUUAUAAUUGUUAGAGCAUUAGACCUGAUAACCAUCGUUGUCCCGCCUGCCCUACCUGCUACUCUCACUAUCGGUACAAACUUCGCUUUAAGCAGGUUAAGAAAGAAGAAAAUAUUCUGUAUAAGCCCUCAAAGAGUAAAUGUAGGGGGCAAGCUGGAUUUAAUUUGCUUCGAUAAAACUGGGACUCUAACAGAAGAUGGCUUGGAUGUUUUAGGUAUUCGAGUUGUUCUACCGUGCAAGGAACGGUUCAGUGACCUUUACACUUCGGCGCUUUCGCUACUUCCAGUACCAUAUUGUGAAGGAGUCACCGACACAGAAUAUUUUUCGCAAAAUGCGGUUCUACACACGAUGGCAACUUGUCACUCCCUUCGUGUUAUCGGGCCAGAAAUUAUUGGAGACCCACUUGAUGUCAAAAUGUUUGAGUUCAUCGGGUGGUCUUUGGAAGAAGGGCAAGAGGGUGGGGAUGACAUAGACGGAGAGGAACAGAGCAGCCUAUCACCUUCAAUAGUCAGACCACCUGUCAUGGCCUGUGGACUAAAUAACGACGAACGAUUCUCAAGCAAAUCUCUUGUUGAGCUGGGUAUCCUAAAAUCAUUUGAGUUUCUACCACGACUUCGUCGUGCAAGUGUUAUAGUAAGAAAUCUUGGUUCUUUAGGAUGUGAUGUAUAUGUCAAAGGGGCUCCAGAAUGUAUGAGGGACAUAUGUAAACCUGAGAGCUUUCCUCCUGAUUACGAAAAGCUUCUAGCUUAUUAUACGCACAGAGGAUAUAGAGUAAUCGCGUGUGCCACUAAGCAUAUAGCUAAGUUAAAUUGGGUCAAAAUUCAAAAGAUGUGUAGGACUCAAGCUGAAUCAGAACUAAGCUUUGUUGGCUUUAUCAUAUUUGAGAACAAAUUGAAGCCUACAACUUGUGAAGUUAUAAAUGAGCUAACAGAGGCGGGAGUUAGGAAGGUAAUGUGUACAGGUGAUAACAUUUUGACUGCCAUCAGCGUGGCAAGAGAGUGUAACCUCAUUAAGGAGACGGAACAUUGCUUCGUUCCUCGUUUUUUUGAAGGGCAUCCUCAAGAUCCCAAUGCUCGCCUGCGCUGGGAUAGUAUUGAUGAAGAAUCAUUCACCUUAGAUGAAUCAAAUCUAUCACCUAUGCCACACAUAGCCAGCAUAAACCCUUGCGAGCCUGACAAAUCCACAUGUCGUUCGUACUCGUUAGCAAUAAGCGGCGAUGUAUUUCGAUGGUUGGUAGACUUUGCACCAGUAGAUGUUCUCAACAAGGUGCUUGUUCUCGGACAAGUAUUUGCUCGAAUGUCACCUGAUGAGAAACAAGAGUUAGUCGAAAAGCUUCAAGGUAUUGGUUACUGUUGUGGAUUCUGUGGUGACGGUGCAAAUGAUUGCGGCGCUUUAAAAGCAGCAGAUGUUGGAAUUUCUCUCUCAGAAGCAGAAGCCUCUGUUGCUGCACCGAUAACUAGUCAAGUCUUCGACAUUACCUGUGUUCCUGAGGUUAUCCGCGAGGGUCGAGCAGCAUUAGUCACUAGUUUCAGCUGCUUCAAGUACAUGAGUCUAUAUUCAGCCAUCCAGUUUACAUCAGUCACGUUUCUCUAUGCAUCUGCAUCAAACCUUGGGGACUUCCAGUUCUUAUACAUAGAUCUGAUUAUAAUCUUACCAAUUGCAAUCUUCAUGGGAUGGACGGGAGCCUAUCCGGUUUUGUCUCGUAAAAGACCAACUGCCAAUUUGGUUUCAAGAAAAGUCUUGGUACCUCUAGUAGGUCAGAUGAUUAUAUCUAUAUUAUACCAAUCAAUUGGUUUCUUUACUGUUAGGAAACAAAAUUGGUUUAUACCUCCUGUCCUUGAUAAAAACAAAUCAAAUAUUAUGCAUUCAGAGAAUACGGUUCUCUUUUUACUAUCAUGUUUCCUGUACAUAUUUUCUAGUGUUAUACUGAGUGUUGGACCGCCAUUCCGACAAAGCGUGGCUCUGAACUUACCUUUAAUGACGGUGGUUAUUGGUACCCUAAUGUUUUCUACGUACAUGCUCCUGUACCCUUCAGCAGCACUAAUGAGAUUCAUGCAAUUAACAAAAAUGAGCAGAGAUUUUCAAAUUUUUAUCCUUUGUUUAGGGGCUAGUUAUCUGGUAGUCGCAUGGUUAUCAGAAGGUUACUUACUACCUUGGCUCUCUAGGUUCAUGGGUAAGAUAAUGAAUCGACGGAGUCCUAAGCAGAGGAAAAUAUAUAAAGUCGUUUCUAGUAGUAUGUAA
Molecule: messenger RNA, 4050 nt
Organism: Blumeria graminis f. sp. triticale
Lineage: Eukaryota; Fungi; Ascomycota; Leotiomycetes; Helotiales; Erysiphaceae
Source: the annotation of a GenBank genome assembly